Physcomitrium patens is the source of this 1866-nucleotide messenger RNA. Its product is annotated as aspartate aminotransferase, chloroplastic. The record is from RefSeq and is a predicted model, not a curated record. Gene Ontology annotation, biological process: amino acid metabolic process; biosynthetic process. Gene Ontology annotation, molecular function: transaminase activity; pyridoxal phosphate binding. NCBI's taxonomy places the organism in Eukaryota, Viridiplantae, Streptophyta, Bryopsida, Funariales, Funariaceae.
GAAUCAAUACGUGCAACUUAUGCAUCUCUUUAGUUCCUCCGCUUCUCUGUUGCUCACUCCCGUCUUUGAGCACUCCACCAUCUCCAGUUGUUUCUUCCUUGACUCGUCGCUGUUAGAUUGCAAUGACUACAGCGAUGGCGUCCUCGGCUGCACUGACAGCUCUUGCGAGCGGCCAAGAAGUUCUUCGGAGUGGCGUUACGCAGAAGUUCUCUGGCCUUAGGGUUGCCGCUUUCCCUCUGAAGAAGGACAACGUCGCUCUUUACGUUAAGGGCAAGUCAACGUCAGUCAUGUCGGUUGCCACUGAUGUAUCUCGAUUCGAGUCAGUAACCAUGGCUCCUGCGGACCCCAUCCUGGGAGUUUCAGAGGCUUUCAAGAAGGACAACAGCGAGAAGAAGCUGAACUUGGGAGUAGGUGCUUACCGAACUGAGGAUCUCCAGCCCUAUGUAUUGGAGGUCGUUAAGAAGGCUGAGAAGAAAAUGCUGGAAGGUGGCGACAACAAAGAGUACCUUCCCAUUGAGGGACUUGCUGCUUUCAACAAGGCUACUGCAGAGUUGCUAUUGGGAGCCGACAACGCCGCCAUUAAAGAGAACCGGGUUGCCACCGUCCAAGGCCUUUCUGGUACGGGUUCUCUUCGCUUGGGUGCUGCUUUCAUUCAACGUUACUUCCCUGGCAUCACCGUUUACAUCUCUUCUCCAACUUGGGGAAACCACAAGAACAUAUUUAAUGAUGCUGGUGUCCCAUGGAAAGAAUACCGCUACUUUGACCCCAAAACUGUCGGCUUAGACUUCGAUGGCAUGAUGGAAGACAUUGAGAACGCACCUGAGGGUUCAAUUAUAUUGUUGCACGGGUGUGCACACAACCCAACUGGCAUUGACCCAACACCAGACCAAUGGGAGAAGAUUGCUGAUCUUAUUCAGCAAAAGAACCAUAUGGCAUUCUUUGAUGUAGCUUACCAGGGUUUCGCCAGUGGGAGCCUGGAUGACGAUGCUAGUUCCGUGAGGAAGUUCGUUGCCCGUGGUAUGGAGGUUUUCGUGGCACAAUCCUACAGCAAGAAUCUCGGUCUCUAUGCCGAGCGUGUGGGUGCUAUCAAUGCGAUUGUAUCCUCUGCAGAUGUUGCUGCUAGGGUUAAGAGCCAGCUGAAGAGGAUUGCAAGACCAAUGUACUCAAACCCACCUGUUCACGGUGCCCGUAUUGUUGCCAACGUUGUUGGCGAGCCAACUAUGUUCGACGAGUGGAGAGCAGAGAUGCAGAUGAUGGCUGGCCGUAUCAAGACAGUGAGGCAGAGAUUGUACGAUGAACUUUCUACCAAGGACAAGAGUGGCAAAGAUUGGUCUUUCGUUCUCAAGCAAAUUGGAAUGUUUUCAUUUACUGGUCUAAACAAGGCACAGAGUGACAAUAUGACUGACAAAUGGCACGUGUACAUGACCAAGGAUGGUCGUAUUUCACUUGCUGGACUCAACUUGGCAAAGUGUGCUUACUUGGCCGAUGCUAUUAUUGACUCUUAUUACAACAUCCAGUAACUUCAUUAGCUGACUUACUUCCUUGGAGAGGACAUUCUCGAUCUUAUAAUAUGGUUCCUAAAUGAAGUCUUUCUUGCGUUCAAAAGUUGGGAAUUUAGUUUUCACAUUUUUUGCACCUAGAUUCUGUGUAGUGGAUAGAGAGAGAUUGACCCUGCCGAGUGUGUUGGUUUCCGCCCAGAUUGAGAAAAGGACUUGAGUGUCCAGUAGAAUUGAGCGGCAAUUUCGACAAAUUUGGCACUUAUUGCUCAGGAAGUGCUGAACCAGGAGAGUCCAGCUGGCUUGUUCUUUGAUUGGCUGCUGGAGUAGCCUUUUUAAUGGGUAUCAUGUAGUGACAUUUUGAUUGCUU